This is a messenger RNA of Plutella xylostella (diamondback moth), 2318 nucleotides long. The record is from RefSeq and is a predicted model, not a curated record. Lineage: Eukaryota; Metazoa; Arthropoda; Insecta; Lepidoptera; Plutellidae.
GAAGCGAGGCGUGUGGUGUAGUCAGUGGAUCGGAUUGGCCGUUGGCAGUCGUGGCUUGAGACGGUAUUCUCAAUUCAAAUUGUUUUAAAAAAUAAAACGGUUUUUAUUUUAUUUCUGUGAAUGAAGUGGCAACGGUAACAGCUGUAGUGGACCGUAUCGAUCCAGAUUCUAAGGAUCGUUGGCGAUGCGUGGCACUGCAACUAUUGAAGAUUAGCUGAUAAUUUACCGAACACUUUAAAAACAAAAGGCACAAUGCCGCGCGUGGAGCAGUCCCCUGAAGACUUCCGCCAGCUCCUGCGAGAGAAGGCGCUGAGCCACAGCCUGUUCUACCUGAAGCUGGGGGCGGGCGAGGCGGGGGGCGCGGGGGGGAGACCACGCCGAGCGUCGGCCAGUGCGGCCGCGGCGCCCGCGCGAGCCCCUCGCGUGCAAGACCUGCUGCGGCGCUUCGAGCCGGCCCCCAUGCAGUACCUGCGCCCGCCGCGCGCCUCCUCCCCUCUGGAAGACAUCACGUCUUCCGAUGACGACGACCGCGCCGCCGUCAGACGCCGGAGUCGCGACCUGUCGGACGACUCGGCUGUUGAGUUGGAGCCGAGGCGGCGGCAUUCCCACCCUCGAGACAUAACUCCUCCGCCAUCGGAGACGAUGUCGCCGCGUCGUGAGCGUACGUUGGUAGAAGCUCAUGAUGUGGAGCUGCGGAGGGGGAGCGAGGGGUGCGAGGUGCGGGGGCGGUACGUGCGCACGCCCAGCGUGGUGGUGAGCGACUACUCGGAGGGCGGCGUGGGCGCCACGCGGGAGGAGCUGGCGUGGCUGCGCGCGCGCUCCCUGUCCGCCGACUCCGCGUGUUCGUCGUGCUCCACGCUCUCCAGCCGCGAUGAUGAGGAGUUCGAGUCGCCGGCGCUUGUCAAAAAGAUCAUAAAUGCCGAUUGAGGGGUUGAGUCCUGAGCGAUCUGCGAGCGACACAUCACUACUGCAACGGACUUUGCUGCGUGUUUCGAAAUUCAAACUUACGCUAAUGAUUCUAAUGAAUGACAGUUUUCCAGCGCCAUUUUCCUUUUAGCUUGGAUUGGUGUUGCCAGUUGUAAAAUCGAUAAGGAUAUCAUAAAAUCAAUAAAAUUCAGUUUUCUUUUCCUAUCAGACAGAAGCAAGUUUUGUUUUAAAUGUGAUGAUUCUAAUAACUACGAGCCGCUUUCUCAAGAUUAUUAGGUAUAAUUUGUCACUAUUUUAUAUUGAUUGGAUAUUUAAAAUUUUGUGAAUGAUUUUGUAAUUACAUUGACAUCAAUAACUGUAAAUAUUUAAUUAUUACUCGUAUGUUAUGAGGUACUUUUAAAGUAUUUUAGGAUCUACCUAAUAGGUUGAUUUUGUAUUAUUCCUACAUUGUUAAUGUAAAUUAUUGUUUACUUGAUUAAUCACUUACCGUAAAGUAUUAUUUGUAGAAGUAGAAAACCCUAACUAACCUUGAAUUGAAAGAAUAAAACAUAUCACCAUUUUAAUUAAAAAUAUGUAAAUAAUGUAUGCCUCGUUGUUUUCGAAUAAAAACUAUAAUUAUUCCUAACUCUCAAAGAGUAGAGUAAGUACAUAGUUAUAAACCAAUAUUAAUAGGUAGGUUUAUUUGCCAAAAUUAUGUUUCAAAAACUGGUUAAGUUAAAUUAUUUUAUGAUAAUUACAGUAUGUUUUAUCUAAGGAUGUUAAAGCCAAAAUACCCCCCGAUUCAUGUUAAGAAAUAGUUAUGUUUCAGAGAAUAUAAUAUUUAUAUACUGUUUGCCUAAUCCAUUCAAUAAAAUGGUUAAUAACUUGUUCAUAUCAGAAACAAAAUAGAAAAAUGUAUCAUAUAAUUUGGACUUGGGCUCCAGUGAUACGACCAGAAAAAAAAAUCAUAAGGAAAAACAAUUUAAUAGCCUUUGUGUCACCACAUAUCUGGUGCAAAUUUAAGAGAACUGAAUCUCAAUUUAUAAUUUUAAGUAAAAUAUUUUACAAAUUCUAUGACAUUGAAUCGGGGAGCUUUUCUUGCCAAAAUUAAACAUAAAAUGAAAAGACUACGUAUUUGCAAAAUUUUAAACGGUAACAGAGUACAGCCUAUGUACGCGUACAUAAACGAUAUAUUUUAAAUAAUAUAUAUGUACAUGGAUAGAUUUAGGAUUUAAAACAUUCCUGAAAAUUUCCCUAUUUUAUUGUUAUUAAUUUUAUUUAAUUAUCAUGAAUACUGCUAUGCGAAUCGAUCUUAGUUAAAUGAAUUAGAUAAUCUUACGUUACAAUAAGGUACCUUAAAAAUUAAAUUUGUAUUUUGUGAAUUUUAUUAAAUUGUUGAUAAUUAUUAUAAA